CUAUUUGAGUAUUUCCAUUUGUUACCUUCUCAUUUCCAAACUAUUUUCGGCAUAGUCCAAAUUUUCCAGUUAACAAAAUGACAACUCACUUCUAUUAUCCCGACAGGGAGCUGCAGGACGAGCUCAGCUGCAUAGCCAAGGGUUUGGUGGCCCCUGGCAAGGGGAUCCUGGCCGUGGACGAGACCAGUUCGCAGAUGGGGAAGCGUCUGGAAUUGAUCGGGGUGGAGAAUACAGAAGAGAAUCGUCGUCUGUACCGUCAGAUCUUGUUCACGACCGAUGCGAAGAUAGCUGAGAAUAUAUCUGGCGUCAUAUUUCCACCCGAGGCGCUACACCAGAAGACGGACGACAGCGUACCCUUUGCCGAGGUGCUGCGCAAGAAAGGCAUCCUUACGGGCAUCAAGGUGGACAAGCAGUUUGUGGCACUUUUCGGCUCGGAGGACGAGUUCACCACCCAGGGAUUAGACGACUUGGCCGCCCGCUGCUCCCAGUACAAGAAGGAGGGCUGCAGCUUCGCCAAGUGGCGUUGUGUCCUGAAGAUCAGCAAGAACACACCCUCCCACCAGGCCAUUCUGGAGAAUGCCAAUGUCCUGGCUCGCUAUGCGGCCACAUGCCAAUCGCAGGGACUGGUUCCAAUUAUCAAUCCCGAUAUCCUAGCCGUCGGGGACCACGAUCUGGACCGGUGCCAGAAGGUCGCCGAAACAGUCUUGGCCGCCGUCUACAAGUCUCUCAACGAUCAUCAUAUCUUCCUUGAGGGCACUCUCCUGCAGCCCAGCAUUGUGACACCCGGAAUGCAGAGCCAAAAAAGCACUUUACCGGCGGACAUAGGGCUAUGUACAGUCCUCGCCAUACGUCGCACUGUUCCGCCGGCAGUGCCAGGUGUCAUGUUCUGUUCUGGCAAUCAAUCGGAGGAGGAGGCCACUGUCAAUCUUAAUGCCAUAAACAAUGUCCCACUGUGCAAGCCCUGGGCCAUGACCUUUGCCUUCGAUAGGGCCCUGCAGUCGUCGGUGCUACGUACCUGGGGCGGCCGUAAGGACAAUGUCGUCAAUGCCCAAAACGAGCUGAUCAAGCGUUGCAAGGCCAACAGCUUGGCCAGCAUUGGCAAAUACAUUCCUGGCUCUGUGGAAGGCUCGGCGGGCACUGAAAAGCUAAUCUUUGAUGCUCUUGAAUACUAGGUGAACAUCAAGUGCGACUCCAUAAAA
Molecule: messenger RNA, 1199 nt
Organism: Drosophila pseudoobscura
Lineage: Eukaryota; Metazoa; Arthropoda; Insecta; Diptera; Drosophilidae
Product: fructose-bisphosphate aldolase-like
Exons: 3
Coding region: 78-1172 (364 amino acids)
Biological process (GO): fructose 1,6-bisphosphate metabolic process; glycolytic process
Cellular component (GO): cytosol
Molecular function (GO): fructose-bisphosphate aldolase activity
Source: RefSeq, a predicted model, not a curated record